CCAAAGUAUUCACAUUCCAGGUAGAAGCUAAUAAAAAUAAAUCUCCUCCCAAAGUACUUACAUUCCAGGUAGAAGCUAAUCCAUAGUAGCAGUCUCUGCCCAUUUUAUAACCAAUGAAGUGUAGAUAGGAGAAAAAAAUAAAGUACCAUAACUUUAUAAAGGCUAGUAAUGCAAUCAGGUGGUACCAAUUUCAAAAUAAAAUAUAUUUUUCAAAAAACAAAAGAUGACAACCACCUCAUCAUUUUUAGAGCAUCCUUUCUAUGUAAUGAGUAUACAUCAUCUUCUUCCCAUAACUCAGGUUCAAUUGGUACAAAUCUAAAAACACCAAUUGGUGCAUUGACCAAAUCUGUGCUACUGGCAUUCAGAUGCUUAUUCAUAUUGUUGUUGAAAUCUUCCACAUUCAUGUCCUCUACAAAUGAAACAUCUUAUUUGGCAUGUUCACCUUUUGUGUUUCCCUUUGCUAGUCUCAGGUUUCUCAGAUUCGGAAUCCUCAUGCAACACAAGUGUCUGAUCCAGAGAAACCAUUGCUCCCAAUAACAUUAUAGCCUGAUCAAAUUCAUAAUCUACCCCAGCCAUAACAUCUUUGGUCAGGCCUUCAUCUGCCCACAAGUAAAGCUUCUUUAGUUUUUGGAAAAAG
Messenger RNA from Cuscuta epithymum, 637 nucleotides. The record is from the annotation of a GenBank genome assembly. Lineage: Eukaryota; Viridiplantae; Streptophyta; Magnoliopsida; Solanales; Convolvulaceae.